AUGGGUUCCGUACCCACUUUUAAUUCCGCAUCGCCUAAUUCCGCAUUAUUAAAUACCGCAUAUACAACGUCAUGUUGUUCCGUGAUUCAUGAUCGUAUGGACACUCUCUUCCAAAGUUUUUGGGAAUUGGAGGAGAUAACCGCGCCGCCCGCUCAGAGUGCCGAUGAUCUCGAGUGUGAACAUUAUUUUCGCGCCACCACUACUCGUGAUGAUAGUGGUAGAUAUAUCGUAUCCCUGCCGUUUCGAGAGGACAUGUUCUCCUUAGGUGACUCUUUCGCUGCCGCACAUAGACGUUACUUAUGUCUAGAACGUAAGUUGGAAGCGUCACCUCAUUUUCGUUUUUCUUAUAACGAAGUAAUUCGCGCAUAUAUUGAUAAGGGCUAUUUAAGUCCAGUUAAAUCGCAUCAAGACAAUUCACUUAUACCCUCGUACUACAUUCCACAUCACGGAGUGCUACGAGAGGAUAAGGUCACCACUAAAUUGCGCGUGGUUUUAGAUGCCAGUUGUAAAACGACAUCUGGUCGUUCGUUAAAUGAUAUAUUGCAUAGUGGUACCAACCUACAGGUUGUACGCGAACCCGAUCGUAGGUUUCAGCGAAUUUUGUACCGCUUCAGCACCGAUGAUCCUGUGACUGAAUAUGAAUUUAAUCGUGUAUGCUUCGGACUGAGGUCGAGUCCAUUUCUCGCGCUCCGCGUUGUUCAACAACUAGUUGAAGAUGAAGGGGAUAAAUUCCCUGCUGCUGCCGCUGUUGCUUCGUCUGCACUAUAUAUGGAUGAUAUCGUAUCUUCUGUUAUGACAGAUGAACAGGCUAUUACCAUUAGCAACACUUUUUAA
This is a messenger RNA of Achroia grisella, 834 nucleotides long. RefSeq lists its product as uncharacterized. The coding region runs from base 1 to 834 and encodes 277 amino acids. The record is from RefSeq and is a predicted model, not a curated record. The transcript is spliced from 2 exons. NCBI's taxonomy places the organism in Eukaryota, Metazoa, Arthropoda, Insecta, Lepidoptera, Pyralidae.